AUGUUUCAUACUUAUAUAGUGAUUCAAAAUCUCCAGGCCAUAUCGGACAACCAGAUCCUAAUAGUGAUUGGAGAGACUGGUUCCGGGAAGACGACUCAGAUAACACAGUAUGUGUGUGAGUGUGGAGUGUCCGGCCGAGGUCGAGUCGCUUGCACGCAGCCAAGAAGAGUGGCUGCUAUGUCUGUAGCUAAGAGGGUUGCUGAGGAGUUCGGUUGCAGGCUGGGGCAAGAAGUCGGGUAUACUAUACGGUUUGAAGAUUGCACCGGACCUGAUACAGUCAUCAAGUACAUGACGGACGGCAUGUUGCUCCGCGAGUGUCUGAUGGACCUGGACCUCAAGAGCUACUCCGUCAUCAUGUUAGACGAGGCCCACGAGCGCACCAUACACACGGACGUGCUGUUCGGCCUCCUCAAGCAAGCGGUCCAGAAGCGACCCGAACUCAAACUCAUCGUGACAUCCGCUACACUAGACGCCGUGAAGUUCUCGCAAUACUUCUUCGAGGCCCCCAUCUUCACGAUACCCGGACGAACCUUCCCCGUUGAGGUUCUCUACACAAAGGAACCGGAAACGGAUUACCUGGACGCCUCAUUAAUAACCGUCAUGCAAAUACAUCUACGUGAACCUCCUGGCGAUAUUCUGCUGUUUUUGACGGGUCAGGAGGAAAUCGACACCGCCUGCGAGAUAUUAUAUGAAAGGAUGAAGUCGCUGGGCCCGGAUGUUCCUGAGCUGAUCAUUCUUCCGGUCUAUUCCGCCCUCCCGUCUGAAAUGCAGACCAGAAUCUUCGAACCAGCUCCUCCUGGCUCGAGGAAGGUGGUGAUAGCUACCAACAUAGCGGAGACCUCGCUCACUAUAGAUGGAAUUUACUAUGUAGUGGACCCAGGGUUCGUCAAACAGAAGGUUUAUAACUCAAAGACUGGCAUGGACUCUUUAGUCGUCACUCCGAUCUCACAGGCGGCGGCAAAGCAGCGAGCCGGUCGUGCGGGUCGUACCGGGCCGGGGAAGUGUUACCGACUGUACACGGAGCGAGCCUACCGGGAUGAAAUGCUGCCUACACCCGUCCCGGAGAUACAAAGGACUAAUCUCGCUACUACAGUGCUCCAACUCAAGACGAUGGGUAUCAACGACCUGCUACACUUCGACUUCAUGGACGCUCCGCCCGUGGAGUCGCUCAUCAUGGCGCUGGAACAGCUGCACUCACUGUCAGCUCUUGACGCUGAGGGACUACUCACCAGGCUAGGGAGACGGAUGGCGGAAUUCCCGUUGGAGCCGAAUCUGUCCAAGAUUCUGAUCAUGUCCGUAGCUCUGCAGUGCUCGGACGAAAUACUGACGAUUGUGUCGAUGUUGAGUGUACAAAAUGUAUUCUACCGACCCAAAGACAAGCAGGCCUUGGCCGAUCAGAAGAAAGCUAAAUUCAACCAGGCGGAGGGUGACCAUUUAACAUUGUUGGCGGUCUACAACAGCUGGAAAAAUAAUAAAUUCUCAAACGCCUGGUGCUAUGAAAACUUUGUCCAGAUACGUACUUUAAAACGAGCGCAGGACGUUAGGAAACAACUGCUUGGAAUUAUGGAUAGGCAUAAGUUGGACGUGGUGUCAGCAGGCAAGAACACGGUGAGGAUACAGAAGACUAUUUGUUCAGGGUUCUUCAGGAAUGCGGCUAAGAAAGACCCGCAAGAAGGGUACAGAACACUAGUUGACAGUCAGGUUGUCUAUAUUCACCCCUCCAGCGCUCUGUUUAAUCGGCAACCAGAAUGGGUAAUUUACCAUGAAUUAGUACAAACUACAAAAGAAUAUAUGAGAGAAGUUACUACAAUUGAUCCCAAAUGGCUCGUCGAUUUCGCCCCGGCAUUCUUCAAGUUCUCAGACCCGACAAAAUUGUCCAAAUUCAAGAAAAAUCAACGAUUGGAGCCUCUGUAUAAUAAAUAUGAGGAACCGAAUGCUUGGCGUAUAUCACGCGUUAGGAGACAGAUCAUUGGUGAAACAGUGAUUUUAGGAAUAGAUUCCCUUAUUCUGGGUUUUUGUGUGAAACAACUAAGUAAAUGUAAACAUAUCCUUGAUUCACUACAGUCAGCCCCUGUAUUGGAUAUAGAUUCUACCAUUACCAAGGAAAUAAAAAAAUAUCCAAAUAAUGUAAUUCCCUAUGUUGUUGUUCGAGGCUUAGUUAAACCUCUCGGUAACCCCAUAACUAGCAACUAUAAUCAACUAGUCACAGGUGUUAUACAAAGAUUGACGAUAAAAGAGCAUGUUAUAGCACGAACAUCAGCAGGCUUCUGGUCAGAUCAAACCCGCACUAUACAUGAAGUAUGCAAUGCUACACCAUUUGUUCUGAGUAAUGGGAAAUAUAGUAUUGAAGUUGUGGAUGCAUUGGCCGCUGAGCUUUUAGAUCUAGACGUUAUAACUGAUAAAUUUGAACCCAUGUCUCCUGGUGUAAUCGAUCAUGUAUGGGGAUUCUUCUCUGGGGUCCGUCAGAGAGGACUGCAGACUAUGGAGGAAAUGUUGAGAGAUGGCUCGUAUAUAACUGUUAUUGGUGAACUGAGUAAAACCAAUUCAGGCUUAAAGAUUCAGCCACCAAGAGAUGGUCUACCAUUAUAUCUCACUACUUCUACUAAAUCAAGUUUGUUGAAGAGACUCGCCAGUUCCAGAGACUUUUUAAGAAUCCUACUCGUUUUGUUUGGUUCAGUGGCAGCUGUGACGUCGGCUCGUAUAUUUUAUAAGUACAUGAAACGUAGACGCCGCAGAUUGGCCGAAGAACAACUGAAGAAACAGUUAGCGGCCGGAAGAAAGGAGAGGAGGGCUCAUACACGGGACAAGGGACUUAGUGAAGUACAAUUAUGCGUUGUUUGCACUGAGAAUCCUAAAGAGAUAAUACUACUGCCAUGUGGCCACGUGUGUCUGUGUGAGGAGUGUUCGGAGCGUAUCAACGAUUCGUGUCCAGUUUGCAGAGCUCGUAUUGAUUCACGGGCGCCCGCGUUCAUUACUUAA
Molecule: messenger RNA, 2979 nt
Organism: Danaus chrysippus (African queen)
Lineage: Eukaryota; Metazoa; Arthropoda; Insecta; Lepidoptera; Nymphalidae
Source: the annotation of a GenBank genome assembly